This is a messenger RNA of Sinocyclocheilus grahami, 696 nucleotides long. RefSeq names its product semaphorin-4G-like. NCBI's taxonomy places the organism in Eukaryota, Metazoa, Chordata, Actinopteri, Cypriniformes, Cyprinidae. Gene Ontology annotation, biological process: semaphorin-plexin signaling pathway; axon guidance; negative chemotaxis. The record is from RefSeq and is a predicted model, not a curated record. The coding region runs from base 292 to 696 and encodes 134 amino acids. Gene Ontology annotation, molecular function: chemorepellent activity; semaphorin receptor binding. Gene Ontology annotation, cellular component: plasma membrane. The transcript is spliced from 5 exons.
ACCUGCGACGAGGAUCUCGCGCACACACAGCACAGCGAACAUCACAGCUGAGUUCAUUCCGCAUCUCCGCUCUGUCUCGCGUUGCUUGGCUUUACACUAACUACUAGACGACUUUCCUGCGUUUUUGCACGAUUUGUGACGAAAGGCAUUUCAAGUGAAGCGCCUGAGGGAAAGAGAGCUGUUUUAUUUUUUUAGUGAAGAAGAGUAUAACAGCAGCAUUUGUGCAUACCAGAGGAAAUGGAGGGGUGAGCAGCAGUCUCGUGGUACUCACCCCUCCUGUUCAGACUCCUGAUGCUGAAGAUGUUGACCCAUAGUGCAUGGCUGCUGUUCUUACUGUUGCUGGGUGUUGUGUCCACUCUGUGGGGUUACCCCUUCAGACCCCCGCUAGACCUGGAUGUGACCCCCAGAACUACAGUCCUCUCCAACGGGCUGUUGGGCCUCAGGCGCUUCAGAGGCUCGACACUGAACUACAGUUUAUUGCUGCUGGAGGAGGAGGCAGGCGUGCUGUAUGUGGGAGCUAGAGGGGCUUUAUAUGCCCUGCAGGCUAGUGACAUCUCCAACAGCUCUCUGCAGACUAUUCACUGGGAGGCAUCAGAUGAUCAGAAGCAACAAUGCUUGAACAAAGGGAAAGAUAACAAGACAGAGUGCUACAACCACAUACGAUCCAGUAUACCAUGGAAGGCUACUGAAACAUAA